Molecule: messenger RNA, 4264 nt
Organism: Trichomycterus rosablanca
Lineage: Eukaryota; Metazoa; Chordata; Actinopteri; Siluriformes; Trichomycteridae
Gene: herc4
Product: HECT and RLD domain containing E3 ubiquitin protein ligase 4
Exons: 26
Coding region: 614-3769 (1051 amino acids)
Molecular function (GO): ubiquitin-protein transferase activity
Source: RefSeq, a predicted model, not a curated record
CAUUACAAACCCCAUUCGCCAAACUUUUGGAUAUUUAUCGUGUUUUUGUUAUUAAUUCGUCUUUAAAAUGUUUUAUUUUAUUUAUCUUACUUACACUUGUAAACAGAGGACCGCUAUCUUUCUUGUUUCUUAUUACGCUUCGAACGCCUACGCAGCUCCAGUUGCAUUAUGGGAUACAUUAACGGACCGCAAGUGUGCAUCGCUUGCAUACUCAAACAUGGCUGCCCAAUAACAGGGCUUGACGUCACAUCCGGGAUCUGUCCAGAACGUUACAGAAUCUUGUACAGUAGCUUCGCGUGCUUUCCAUGGAAGAGAGUCGUGAUGUCAUCAGCCUGUCCUGUGGUGUGGGAAUGUUUGCUUGACAGUUCAGAGCGUCUUUAUGCACAUGAGCAGCGUUUAAUAACGGUGGAAAUGCUCUACAAACACUGCUGAGAACAAAAAACUGAGCUUUUAAUCACUGACAACAGUGACACCUGUGUUCUAGCAGCUUACUUUGUUUACUGUUUCUUGGAUUACAUCUGACCAUCAGGACAAGUACCCAUUAGCAUAAGUGUUGAAACGUGUUGGGUAAAGACACCAUCCAGUAAAAGUAAGGACAGAGUGCGCUGUAGCCAUGCUGUGCUGGGGAAAUGCAUCAUAUGGCCAGCUUGGAUUGGGUGGGAUUGAUGAAGAGAUUGUAGCAGAGCCCCACAAAUGUGAAUUCUUUAAAGGAAAGUUGGUGAGAGAUGUAGGCUGCGGAAGAAGACAUACUGUCUUUCUACUUGGGGAUGGAACUGUGUACACAUGUGGUUGCAAUGAUCUGGGACAGCUGGGGCAUGACAAGGCUCGCAAGAAACCAGAACAAGUUAUGGCACUGGAUGCUCAGAACAUUGUUGCAGUAUCUUGUGGUGAGGCUCAUACUCUUGCUCUAAAUGACAAUGGACAAGUUUUUGCAUGGGGCCUGGCUUCUGAUGGACAGCUUGGCCUUGCCAACAUGGAGGAAUACGUGCGUGUGCCUAGAACUAUCAAGAGUUUCUCAGAGGUCCACAUUGUCCAGGUCGCCUGUGGGUAUCGGCAUUCUCUUGCUCUUUCUAGAAGAGGACAAGUUUUUUCCUGGGGGCAAAACAGGUAUGGGCAGUUAGGCUUGGGUCAAGAGGGACCAACAGUCCCAACUCCACAGAUUAUCCAGUCUUUAGUCGGCAUCCCAUUUGCCCAGAUCUCGGCAGGAGGUGCACACAGUUUUGCACUUUCUCUUUCUGGGGCUGUUUUUGGUUGGGGGCGAAACAAGUUUGGUCAGCUAGGCUUGAAUGAUAAUAAAGAUCGAGGUUUUCCUUCCUUACUGAAAACACUCAGGUCCCAAAGGGUUGUUUUUAUAUGCUGUGGAGAGGAUCACACUGCAGCACUGACAAAGGAGGGAGGCGUAUUUACAUUUGGAGCUGGGGGUUAUGGCCAGCUGGGCCACAACACCACAAACCACGAGGUUAACCCCCGAAAGGUUUUUGAGCUUAUGGGAAAUGUAGUUACACAAAUCGCAUGUGGUAGGCAGCACACCCUAGCAUUCAUCCCAUCCUCUGGAAAGAUAAAUUCUUUUGGUCUUGGAGGAAAUGGACAGCUUGGCACACAUUCAACCUGCAACAGAAAGAGUCCUGCUCUUGUUAAGGGCCAAUGGAAAGCGCACAAUGACCCUACACCAAUAGACACAGAGGCUGAACCUUGCUACUGUGUGAAGAGGAUUUUUGCUGGUGGCGACCAGAGCUUUGUUUAUUGCUGCUGCCCUCAGAAUGGCUCUCCUCCAGAGGAUCUACGAAUACAAAAUUCUGAUCGACACCUCUUAACCCUGAAUGACAACCUUAUCCAAAAAUGGCUAAACCAUGCACAUGGGAGGCUGUCACCAGAAACAACAGAUGAGAUUGAUCUUGUGUUCUCCUCAUCAAGUUGCUUAAAUGGAAGUUUUCUUACUAAAAGUCAUCCAGAUCACUACAGCACUAGCAGUAAAUGUCCAGGAGUAGAUGUGAACAUGGCUCGCCUCCUUUUCCACAGACUUAUUCAGCCUGAUCAUUCACAAAUCUCCCAAAUAGUUGCUGCUAGUUUAGAGAAGAACUUAAUUCCCAACCUGAGCAGCUCUCCUCCAGAUAUUGAGGUGCUACGACUCUACAUCACACUUCCACAGUGUCCUUUGUUUAACAACCCAAACACCUACAUCACAAUUGCCAUCCCAUUUGCCAAGACAGUCACCAGCCUCAGCAAUGCUCCCCUCAAAGUGCUUGGAAACUGGUGGUCUCACCUGGAUUCAACGUUUUUUCAGGGACUUGUAGAAUUGUAUAAGGAGGUGGUUGUGUACCUGCUCCGGAUGCAGAAAGUGGGUAUUUCAUCAUCUGAGCGUAGGACAUUUAACACCUGUAUUAGCAGCUGUCUAAAAUUUCUGGAGAUUCUAUGCUUGGUAAAUGAGAGGGGUGGCCAAAUCAUUCAGUAUGACAAGUUUUAUAUACAUGAGCUGGAGGAGCUUGUGGACAUUAGAAGUGAUUAUGUAACCUGGAUUCAGCAGCAGAUAUUUUCCACGGCCAUGGAUUCUCAAGUCACACUGUGUAAAUAUCCGUUUAUAUUUGAUGCCCAAGCAAAGACCACACUGCUUCAAACUGAUGCUGUUAUACAGAUGCAGAUAGCCGUGGACCAAGCUGAAAGACAGAACUUCAGCUCUUUAUUCCUGCCUGGUGGCAUGAUGGAGUCUGUAAACCCCUGCCUCAUUCUUAUUGUGCGCAGAGAAAAUGUUGUUGGGGACACCAUGGAAGUUCUGCGAAAGUCCAAAAAUGUGGAUUAUAAGAAACCUCUAAAGGUUAUCUUUGUUGGAGAGGAGGCUGUGGAUGCUGGAGGAGUGAGAAAAGAAUUUUUUCUCCUGAUUAUGAAAGAACUGCUUGACCCCAGAUAUGGCAUGUUCAGGUACUAUGAGGACUCUAGACUCAUCUGGUUUUCGGGCAAGACAUUUGAAGAAGUUGACUUGUUCCACCUCAUUGGAGUCAUCUGUGGUUUGGCGAUCUAUAACCUGACUAUAGUAGAGCUGAACUUUCCUGUAGCUCUGUACAAGAAACUCUUAAAGAAAACUCCCACUUUGGAGGACCUGAAAGAACUCAUGCCCAUUGUUGGCCGGAAUCUACAACAGUUGCUGGACUACACUGAAGAUGAUGUUGAGGAUACAUUCUGUUUAAACUUUACAAUCACAGUUGAAAAUUAUGGGGCAACUGAGGUUUUGGAGCUGAUACCUAAUGGAAUUAACAUCAGUGUCAACAAUGAUAACAGGCAAGAAUUUGUGAAUGCAUAUGUUGACUACAUCUUCAACUCAUCCGUGGCCCCUCUUUUCAAUGCCUUUUCUGCCGGCUUCCACAAAGUAUGUGGAGGGAAAGUUCUGGAGCUUUUUCAGCCAAAUGAACUUCAAGCUAUGGUAAUAGGAAACACCAAUUAUGACUGGAAAGAACUAGAGAAGAGUACAGAGUACAGGGGAGACUAUCGGGCUGAACACCCAACCAUCAAACUGUUCUGGAAGGUUUUCCAUGAGUUACCUUUGGAAAAGAAGAAGCAGUUUCUGUUGUUCCUCACAGGUAGUGACCGUAUUCCCAUUCUGGGUAUGAAAAGUCUAGCUUUGGUCAUUCAGUCAACAGGAGGUGGUGAACAAUAUCUUCCUGUUGCCCACACCUGCUUCAAUCUUUUGGAUUUGCCGAAGUAUACAAGCCUUGAAACCCUUAGAGAAAAACUUCUGCAUGCCAUAGAACACAACCAAGGAUUUAAUCUGGUCUGAAGAAAGGUGUUCUGGAACAAAAUGACUACUUUCCAACUACAGACUAUUAAAGAACAACAGCUACAUUUGCUCAAAAUUGAUUAGCAAACUUUCAUUUGUUUGCUACUAAACAGCAAUUACAAGCAUUGUUUUUUCACUAUUUUAUUUUAGCUUCAAAUUUUUUGACAUGUUGUGAUGGACACUAUAAUCUUUUUUCUGCUCAUUAGUUACAUCUGCCAGAUAAACACUAUUAUGUUGGGUUUUUAUUAUUAUUUAGUAACAAGAUGACAAAGUCUAAGUAGUAACAGUUUUUUUACACAAAAUUGCUGCAGUGGUGGACUCCUUUUGCGCUAUGCCAUCAAUAAAAUGUACAGUUUUGAGUUCUUGUCAUUUUUUAAAUAAUAACUUGAAAAGGCCUUUAAACCUGAUAAUACAAAAGCUGUGUAUCAGAAAGCAAGUGUUAUUCAACUUGUCUAGAUUUGGUCUUUGCUUACAAAAAAAAAGCUUUAACUUAAG